Molecule: messenger RNA, 633 nt
Organism: Entrophospora sp. SA101
Lineage: Eukaryota; Fungi; Glomeromycota; Glomeromycetes; Entrophosporales; Entrophosporaceae
Source: the annotation of a GenBank genome assembly
AUGUGUCCCAAAUAUCCCAAAGAUGCAAAACCCGCACUCGCAGAGGAAGCAUCAGUCGUAACCAAUGUACCUGCACAUGAUUUAUCAAUCAUUUUAGAAUCAAGAUUUAUAAAUGAUGACAACAAUAAUGAUGGUGGUAGUAAUAAUGAAAUACCAGACACUGAUGAUAUUAAUAAAUCUAUUAUUGAAAACAACAUUGACUCUAUCAAAAACGAAACUGACGAUCAUCGUGAAGCUGCUAAUUUUGAAUAUGAACUAGGUUCAAGCGAUGGCGAUUUAUACAACAAUGAUGGUGUUACGAACGCAAUAACAUCACAAGAGACCCGUGGCAACAUUGAUAUGGCCAAUAUUGGCUCCAAUAAUAAUGAACUUUGCAAUGUUGAAAAUAUUAAAAUUGAAACAAUAAUCAAAAAAUUUCAUCAUCAGAUACUAUUUUGUCAACCAGUUAAUGGCGAUAAUAAUGUGAAUAAUCAACAGACUUCCCAUGACCAAGCUAACGAUGAUGACGAAAGUUGGUUAAGAAGGGCAAUUGAAUUUGAGGUUAGAGCAGAUAAUGAUUUAGAUAAUGAUGGUACCACUAUUCCUAUCGAAUCUCCUACAGGUCUAGAUACAUAUUUAGCAUAUAGCAUUUAA